This is a messenger RNA of Plectropomus leopardus (leopard coralgrouper), 2276 nucleotides long. RefSeq names its product putative monooxygenase p33MONOX. NCBI's taxonomy places the organism in Eukaryota, Metazoa, Chordata, Actinopteri, Perciformes, Serranidae. The record is from RefSeq and is a predicted model, not a curated record. Gene Ontology annotation, cellular component: cytoplasm.
UCUUGUGGCGUGUGAACGCGGCGCUCAGCGGUCUGUUUACACUCUGCAUGUCCAAAAGUCAUGGAUGAACCAACCGAUGAGCAAACAUAUAGGCUUCAGUGUUUGUUCGUUCAGUCUGUCAAGUCGGCGUCAUUGUGGCAAAGAAAUCAGUGCAGCUGUGGAAUAAUUUCGGCAGGACAGGAGAGGAAAUAUUGACAGUGUUCGGGAGCCCAAAGCUAAGCAGAGUGGACCUUUACACCUUCAACCUACAAUCUCUUGUGGUCAGCUCCAUCUGAUCUGGUGUCCAGAUGACCUCACAACAGGGAGACAUUCCAGCACUUGAGCCUGGCACGUCGUCCGGGCUCUUUAAUGCUUUCUCGUCUCCCAUUGGAAUGCCUCGGCGCAAUGUCAGCUAUGACGAUCUCAUGGAUGCACCCAUACAUUCACCCCCUUCAGACUUCAGUGUCAACAUCUUAUGGAAGGACCCUGUAAUUCCACAGCACAAGUUCAGGAACACUGCAGAGGAAAGAGAGAGUGGUGGGAAGAUGUUGACGGUAGAUGCAGCAGUGCCUGUCAAGUCCCCAGUGCCUGUCGUGAAAGCCAAAGCCACCUCUUUGAUGAGCUCACUUAUGAUCAAGCAGACCCAUGAGAACCUCCAGAAGUUUGAGCACCAGGCAGGGCUCACCGAUGCCGGGUAUUCUCCCCACAAGGGGCUCUCUACUGAGGAGACCCGCCUUUACGGCACAUUGCCAAAGUUGAGAAUGCCAAGCGGGGACUUCAAGGAGGACAGGUGUACAACAUCAGGACAAUCCACCCCAAGUGGCACCCCAUCUGUCACCCCCUCCGUCACCCCCAGUGUCACCCCCUGUGUUAGUCCCCACACAUCACCGGCUCUAAGUCGCAGGAGCUGGUUCCAGCUGAGCCCUUCACCUUUUCUUACCACCCCAGAGCUCAACAGUCCCAACCCCAGCACAGACAUGGGAGGAAAUGAGGGAGGAGGAGGAGAGAGGUGGAGCUUCUUUGGAAAUCGACCUGUGGUACAGAAGUCCCCCACUGACCCUGGCUGUGAAACCAGCACAGGCUUCUCACUGCAAUCCUACUUCGGUAUGCAGAAAUCCACUACCAUGGAUGGCACCAAACCCCAGGUCAACUUCAAGGUAGACGACCCUGCCAACUUCAUGCCCCCCAAAAUUGAAAUCUCGGGCAUCGAGGCCAAGCGAGCGCCAACACGGCCACACAAACUUAAACCCCGGGACAUGAAUGUUUUGACACCUUCGGGCUUCUGAAGCCAUGCCAGCUGUGCAGUAGCACCUCUGAACCACACAUUUUUUCUCCCUCUGGUUGCUCAUUUACCUUCUCGUUUUUCUCUGUCCCCUCUGCCUCCCUGCAAAUUCACUGAGGCUGAGAGGAAUGAGGACCACCUUUAGUAUUAGCCUACCAGCCCCAGAGACAUCACUGCACUGAUACUCCUCCCAGCUGACUUACUCUGAUGGAUUACCAUCUUCUAUUAUUCCCCUUCCUGUCUCUUCCAGCUCGUUGGUCCAAAUAAAACACCAUAUGAAGAAGCUUCAUUUGCCAUCCCUUAAGAUGUUAUUGCUUUGUCUUAUUACUGUCAUUCUGUCACGUUAUGGGUGCAUCGGCGUGCAUUGCCUUGUUCCAUAGUAAACGAAGGCAUGAGAUGGAAGUUGAAAUAUCUUGUCAGUCCUUUGCUCAAGCUAAUUACCUAAGCAUUGCCUCUCAUAAAACUGACAAGGUAUUUCGAUUCAUAAUGCUCAUUUGCUUCAUUUUUUUUUAUUUUGCAAUUAACAGAUUUCUAGUAGUGUAGUGCUUUUCUCUGUGAGCAUGCAGAGUUUAGUGUGGGAUGACUGAAAUUGUGCCUAAACUUGCAGCGUGUUUGCUUUUGCAGCGUGUUUGAGUACAGUUCUUUUUUUUUUUUUUCAAUUAUAUGGAUGAGCAUCUUAUUUUGUGAGAGUAUGACUGAUGACCUGAAGUGAUUUUUUUAUUAUUAUUAUUUCAACUUAAGUAUUUUAAUAUUGUUCUGCUUUAAAUCAUCACUCAUUCUAAACAGUAGAUAUUAUGUUGGAUUUAUCACAUUUUGUUGUAUUGCGUCACAAUUUUGUUCCAACGCGCUUUAAAAAUACAAAGCAUUGAAGUGGUCAUUUUCAUAUUAGCAUUUUCCGUGUCAUAAUACAAGAAUCUCUGCUGUUAUUUGAAGAUGUUGAUGAAUUCCAGUAAUUGCACAAGGGAGAUGAUCUCCUACUUACAUAUGUAAAUAAAUCUGAUACUAACAAGCAAAA